AUGGAGAAAAAUCUACUGAGUCAGAAACGAAAGAGGACGUCGUAUAGCUCAGCGCAAAUUGUGGAGCUCGAAAGAGUAUUCAACAUGGAUAAUUACUUGUCUCUGGCUGGUCGACUACAAUUGGUGGAAGAGAUGGGUCUCACGGAAAACCAAGUUACUGUAUGGUUCCAAAAUCGCCGAAUGAAAUUGAAAAAGGAAAGUAGAUAUUGCCCUGAUAGCGGUAACAUCGUAAAAAAAGCACGGAGAGCCCAUAAUAUGCUGGGUCUAGUAGAAUCUACCAGCAGCUACGAAUCCCUGCAGCGACCAUUUUUGCGUUCAUGUGACUUAGCUGCACAACAACUUGAAGUUGCAAAGCAGAUGUCUUACCUAGCAAGCUCAAAAGCCAGCUCAAAAGUAGUGCCUUCAACUUCGACCGACACAGUGUACCAUAAUUUUUCUGUUGCUGCUCAUUACUCUAGCUUCGGAGGAAAUCGGGUCAACGGCUCCAACUAUAGUUGCCAAGUGAAGGUGCUUGAACAAGACCAACAACUUCAAGUGCAACAGCAAACGCAACAGUCCCAGCAGCAACUUCUCUCGCAACUAAGACAACAGCAGCACCAGCAACCCCAAUCAACGCUACGUCCACCACAGAAGAAACGAUCGCUGCUGGACGCAUUUUUUGACAGUUUUACAUGUACGGUUUAUGACGACCCACUGGUGGAUUUUAUUAUUGAAUCACCCAGUAGUGAAAUUUUUAACCAGGAUGAGUUUUACAACGAAAUGUGUAAUUUUUUUAUAACUGUGGACUCUCCAAGGACUUAA
Copidosoma floridanum is the source of this 801-nucleotide messenger RNA. RefSeq names its product homeotic protein deformed-like. NCBI's taxonomy places the organism in Eukaryota, Metazoa, Arthropoda, Insecta, Hymenoptera, Encyrtidae. The record is from RefSeq and is a predicted model, not a curated record.